Microthlaspi erraticum is the source of this 1080-nucleotide messenger RNA. NCBI's taxonomy places the organism in Eukaryota, Viridiplantae, Streptophyta, Magnoliopsida, Brassicales, Brassicaceae. The record is from the annotation of a GenBank genome assembly.
AUGACAGCAUCUUCUCAAUCCUAUACGAUGGCUGGCGGUAACGGUCAACACAGCUACAUCCAUAAUUCUUCAUACCAAAAAGCAGCUAUCGAUGGCGCUGAAGAAAAGACAACGCAAUGCAUCCUAGAAAAACUCAAUCUCCAACUGAAUUCUGAUCUUGGUACUUUCAGAAUUGCGGAUUUUGGUUGUUCUAAUGGACCUAACACGUUUCAUGCUGUUCAAACUAUCAUUGAUACGGUGAAAUGCAAACAACUGAAGGAAAACAACAACGAAGUUAGCCUCAUGCCUCUCGAGUUCCAAGUUUUCUUCAACGAUCAAACCAACAAUGACUUCAACACACUCUUUAAAACCCAACCGAUAGAGUGUGGAUAUUUCUCAGUCGGAGUUCCAGGCUCCUUCCAUGGCCGAGUAUUUCCAAGAAACAUCAUCCACAUCGGACACACUUCCUACACGACUCACUGGCUUUCCAAAGUUCCUGAAAACGUGUGCGACAAGAAAUCUUUGGCUUGGAACAAUAACUACAUUCAUUGUAAUCAUUCUUUGGAAGAAGUAACCAAAGCUUACAAAGUCCAGUUCGUAAAAGACAUGAGGGUUUUUCUUGAAGCCAGAGCCGAAGAGAUUGUUCAUGGAGGGUUGAUGAUUGUUUUAGGACAAUGUUUGGCCGAUGGUGUCACCAUGUCUGAGACAUGGCAGGGUAUUGUGUUGGAUAUGAUCGGUGAUUGUCUUAUGGAUAUGGCCAAAUCGGGAGUAACAAGCGAGGAAAAGAUAGAGUUGUUAAACUUGCCCGUGUAUUUUCCUCAGUUUAGCGAAUUGAAGAGAGAGAUUGAGCAAAAUAAAAGUUUUAUGAUUGAGACGAUGGAGGCUAUAAGUCAUCCAUUGGAAGAUACUGAAAUAUUAACCAGCAACUUUAUUAUUUCCAUGUUUAGAGCCAUUCUCAGUACGAUCAUCAAAGAACAUUUCGGAGAAGGUGUGGUCACUGAUCUAUUCGAUCGUUUUGCUAAGAAACUCGCCAAGUUCCCAAUUGAUUUUAUAGAGUGUGAGAAACAUGUAAACUAUUUUGUAUUGCUUAAACGAAAAUGA